GCAGAUUUGAUAAUGUUGAGAUGGUCCCUUAGUUGAGGCCAUCUUGGAAACCCCACCUUAAUUACUAAAUUACUCAACACAGAAAUGGAUUCCAAGAAAGAAUAUGUUGCAAAGUAAGCUAGCUCAGAUACAAUGCAGGACAUUCAUGGUUCAGCAUUCUAAUAUAAAGGCCCUUAAUUAUUGAUGAAUACGAACAGUGAGUGUUAAUAGACUAUGGUCCAGAUCCAGGCAUCAUGCCGGGGUGCGGGUGCCACAAUGCGGGACCUUGAGAUGGACAUGCAGCAUAAACAGUUUGAAGACUACACUUUAACAAAACUUUCCCAGCAGAGUGCAACUUUACACAGUAAUCCCAAAGCCUUCAGUAAGAAGCUGCGUCAACGUGCCAAGCAGCGAGAAAUGGACCACUAUAAACAAUGGCGGCUGACUUGUUGUCUACGGGUGGCUAUUACUAUUGUGCUAAUGAUGGCAAUUGCUGCCACACUUGCUUGGUACUUUUUUGCUGGACCAGGGAAACCAGAGGAGACUAUUCUAAUAGCUCACUCAGAAAAGUUAACUGAUCACCAGAACAUAGUGUACAAUGCAGUGAAAGGUAGAGUCCAUAUUAUAAGCCAUCAAUACACUGCUCAGUUGGGUAAUUCAAACUCCACCAUCUACAGGGCUCUCAAGGCAAAGAUGCAGCUUCUACUGACUGCUGCAUUUAAAGAUAUUGAGAGCUUUAAGAAGGUAUUGGUGACAGACUUCACUGAAGGAAGUAUAGUAGUGGACUAUACACUCUUUUUCACUAAGCCAAAAGAUGAGGGUCACUUACUUAGUAAACCUACCUUUGUGAUAGAGCACUAUCUCAAAAAGACUGAGGGAAUGCUAGGUCCAUUUAGGAUACAACAAAAGAAUCUAGACUUUCAGUAUAUUCAAAAUGAAUGUAAGAAGAAUAAUGGUGGCUGUGCUUUCCAAUGCAUCUGGAGCCUUGGAAGUCAACAGUAUCUCUGCAUUUGCCCCCAAGGCCAGACCCUUACUUCAGAUAAACACACAUGUAAAAAAGCACCAAAAGAUGAUGCUUUGGAAGGCAACACCUCACCAUGUAGUGGGUCUAAUGACCUUUAUUUCCCAUGUAGCCCUAAACAAUGUAUGACAUGUGAUGGCUAUGCAGAUUGUGACAAUGGAAAAGAUGAGGCCUCUGCUCUUUGCACUGUAGAAGCAGCCACUGAAAACUUUGUUCACAUGACAACAACAUCAAAGCCAACAAACAGUGUCACCAUGACAACCACAAAACAAACAAUGAAGCCAUUCAUACCUGCGGCUGCAGAAGAGUACUUUGUGAUGGCACCUACAACUUUAACUGCCACAGAUAUACCAGAUACGACAAUUGUUACAACCAAAGACACUGUCAAAAUUGAGACUGACAGCACUACAACUAAAAAUAGACAGUUUGCAAAAGCUAUUAAGUCACUGCUCAAAAAGAGUACUGCUUUGACUACGGAGGAUAAAAACACUGUAUCAAUGGAUAUCACUGGUACUACUACGCCAACCAAAGAGUCAACAGACAAUAACAACAUUGAAGAUGUGGUAGAACUCCAGGAGAUAAGUAUUCUAAAGGGUGUUGUACCUACAGCAGAAAAGUCAGUGCCUAUAGAUGACUAUUAUAAUGAGCUAAAUGAGGAGGGAGGGGAAUUCAAGGAAACUACAGUUUACACUAGACCCACACGGUUUAAUGCCAUUAACAAUGAAGACAUAAACAGGAGAUAUUACUUUGGAAUGCCUGAUGAUGAACGAAGAUAUAAACCUAAGAAAAAGGCAUAUCGUCCUGCAGGAUUUAAGUUCUUUGGAUGAAUGGAUUAUAACUAGCCAUGUGGUUCAGUGCCUUCAUUGAGUAUUGCCACUGGCUCCAUUUAGCAGUCACACAUGAAUCAAUUCCUUUCUUCAUUAAAAAGUAUGUUUAACAGAAGAAGUUUUACAGUCACUACCGGUUUCAGUUUAUUUCUUCAGUUAACUGUUUGUCAUUUGAAAAUAUACAAAUAUAGGCCUAAGAUUAACAAAUAAGUAAAUAAUUUAAGUAAUAUACAUGUACAUAUUUAAGUUUCUCACUAAUACACACACUGGGCAUUUAUUAUGCAUUGGCAGUUUAUUUGAAAGCACUCUCAAAGAACUAUGGGCAUUGAUGCCCACCGAGGCUGGUUGUCAUUUAUGGAUGUGAUUUUCUUGUCCAUAAUCACGUACAGGUGUACCAGUUUACUCUUCUUCAUUCAUAUAAUGUAGGCUACCAAUGUUCAGUUCUUGUUGUAAUGAUUUGAAAUACAAUUGUGUUCAAUUUACAAAAAAUACAUAAUAAGUAAAUUUUUGUUAAUAAUUUACUAAAAUGGUAAAUUUGUGGAAAAAUUCUAAUAUGUAGCAGAAUGUGUAGCAAUAAGAUAACUUGGUAGUUACUGUGGGUCUAUGAGCACUGCAAGAAACUAUAUAUAACAAUAAAUAAGACGUAUAACAUAUUUACAUACAUAUUUAUAAUGCUUGAUUGUGGUUAUCAAGGUUUGCCUAAAUUGACUAGAAAAAUAAAUAUUUUUUUACUCUAUAAAAUUAUUUUAUUCUGGAUGGAAAGUGGAGCUUUCAAGUAAUAUUCCACUAAACCAGAAUGACCCGUGAAUGUAUCUUUCAAGUCAUGUGACUAGGGUUUGAGUAAUCGUGAAUGGCAAGUUUGACAGUGACAUAUACAAAAUACAAGAGUUCAUUACACAGAGUGAUCACUUAUAUACAGGUAGAUAUAUGUAAUCAGGUUACUGAUUCCUGGAAGUUUUAUGUUCUAACAGGGUGGCUAUGCCAGGGAAGUCAAGGAACAUCAAACUUUGAUUUGAAAAAUCGAGCAUUUCAUAAUUUUCUCUAAAAUGACAAGAAAAUGGCAAUGGUAUUUUAUAUAGAAUUCUAAGAAAAGUAAAAGAACAGCUCAUUUGGUAAAAAAUACAUGAACUUGGGAAAAGUCUGUGAUUUUUUGGGAUCGGCAACCCUGUAUAUCGGUGAAAGCUCUCUCUAGACUUGAGACAGUCAGACUAUUAAAGUAUAUACAGCCAAUACUAUUCAUUCACUGAUCAGUAUCAAGCGAAGGUAACGACCGUCACAUUCGCAUCAAAGAUGGCGGACGGGGAGUGGCGAUUUCGAUAUUUUUAGUUU
Molecule: messenger RNA, 3156 nt
Organism: Owenia fusiformis
Lineage: Eukaryota; Metazoa; Annelida; Polychaeta; Sabellida; Oweniidae
Source: the annotation of a GenBank genome assembly